UUUAAAACCGUAGAAUUACCAUAUAAGAUAAACCUUUAUCUGGUGUGGUCGUAUAAGCUCUCUGUCUCUCUUGCUAUGUAGAAGCAGACAGUGACCUGCAAAUGGAUUUGAAAGCCGCUGUUUUAAAACGCCUUUGAGGUUCGAGCCUUCAAAAUCCAAAUACCUAUCUCUGUUUGAAUUUACACUAUCCGAUAGAUCGUCUUCUUUCGGGUUCGGAUCCUUUGAUUUCCGAAACCGCCCUCCUUUCUUCUCUCUUUCUCUCAGAUUCUUUGGACCCAUUCGCAAAUCUCCUUCUCUCCUUACUCAAAUCUGUUUUCAUGGACCUCUGAAUAUCGCAGGUAAGGAGGAAAAUUUUCGGCCGUGUUUGUUUUCUUUUGUUUGGUUGUUGAUAAAUUGAAGGAAAACUAAAUCUCAAUGUCCAAUGGAUUUCGAUAGUCUUGUUCCCAUCGAUGGGCUUGAAACUGGCUAUCAAAAUGGUGUUCAUGAGCAAAUUCCUGCCUCUGGGGAUGGUGUUGUUUCAAAUAAUGUAAAUGGGACUAUUGGGAAAAUUGCAGUCUCUACAGGGCCAGAUGAAAAUUUAGACAAUGCAUCUAAGUUGGAGGACUUAACUAUUCAUAUUUCAUCUGCUGGCGAGUCCAGGGAAGAGUCAAAUGUACAUGUGGGAAGCAAUGGAUUCACUGGUUCUAAGGAAGGGGAAAUAAAAGAUGCUGAACAUUCAGAGCAUGUCAAAUCACUGAAGGGUCCUGGAAAGGGCAAGAGCGAAAAGCCAUCAAACACAAAAAAUGUCUCAGCCACUCAGACUAAGAAGAGCAAGGAUGGAAAAGUUGCCAGGGCACCUCCUACUGUUUCAAAUGGUUCACUUUCAUCAAAUUCACAGUCAAAGCAGCCCUUGACAAGUAAAUCAUUCAAUGAGAAGCAGCAUUCUGGGAAGUCUGAUGUGGCAUCCUCUGAAGGCCUCAUGGAGAGGACAAAAGUGAAAGCUUUGAAGAAAGGACCUAACAUUAAAGCUGAAGGGGAGUCACAAACUCCUUUAAGUCCCACUUCAGAAGAGGCCAAACCUCGCAGGGUGGGUACACUUCCCAAUUAUGGUUUUAGCUUUAAGUGUGAUGAACGAGCCGAGAGAAGGAAAGAGUUCUACUCUAAACUUGAGGAAAAGAUUCAUGCCAAGGAAGUGGAAAAGAAUACCUUGCAAGCAAAAUCCAAGGAAACCCAAGAAGCGGAGAUCAAGUUGUUCAGGAAAAGUUUGAACUUUAAAGCAACGCCAAUGCCUAGCUUCUAUCAGGAGCCUCCACCGCCUAAGGUGGAGCUAAAAAAGAUACCCCCAACAAGACCCAAAUCUCCCAAGUUAGGUCGAAGGAAGAGUUCAUCUCCUGUAGGUCCUGAAGGAAACCAUGGGCAGAGUAUUCAACCAGGUCGGCUAAGUUUAGAUGAGGGAAUGUCGCAGAACAACUCUGCCAAAGGACCUUCUCCUGUUCAUUCAAAGAAGCCACAGCGGAAGUCCCUCCCGAAACUGCCUUCUCAGAAGAGCAGUUUAUCGAAUGCAACAAAUGAUGAAAAAACUGCAUCAUCUAAAGUAACAAAUGAGGAAAAUGCCACCUUGUCUAAUCCAAUGAAUGAAAAUGCAUCUCCCAUCCAAAAAGAUGAGGAGCUAGUUGUUGGAGAGCAAGCUCAGCCUACUUUAGUGCAAGAACCAAUAGCAUCCGAGAGUUGAUCAGAGCAGCACUGGAAUCAGAAGCUCUACAAAGGCCUUGAAAAUCCGUGUCCGUAAAUAAGUGGUCAAGACUUGAAUCAUCGCACAAUGAAGCUAUGGAUUGUGAUGUCAUGUUUGUCAGUAGUCAGCAGCAUUGGUUGUUUUGUGUGCCUGCUUGCAUGGCUGCUGAUCUUCUCAAUAGGAUUCUUUAUUCUGCUUGCAGCAUUGUAUGUUACCAUUUUCUAAAAUUACCUUAUUUAUGUUGUUAAGCAUACUUUAUCCGUUUGCUUAUUGAAAAAAAAAUAUAUAUAUAUUUUUGGAAAAAUUUUAGAGGAGUCUGCUGCUAGAUAGCUGGAGAUUAGAAAGUGCUGUCUGUUUGAUGAUGAAGGCUGGUUUGUUCUGUUGUAUAUCAUGGGAAUCCUUGUGUUC
Hevea brasiliensis (rubber tree) is the source of this 2119-nucleotide messenger RNA. Its product is annotated as protein WVD2-like 5. Bases 422 to 1711 code for a protein of 429 amino acids. The record is from RefSeq and is a predicted model, not a curated record. Lineage: Eukaryota; Viridiplantae; Streptophyta; Magnoliopsida; Malpighiales; Euphorbiaceae. The transcript has 9 exons. Gene Ontology annotation, molecular function: microtubule binding.